CUGUGAUUGUAGCGGGGAAGAUAGCACACAAACUUAUCUUAACAUUCAAACUGUGUAAGCUCGCCAUGCAAACCAUCGGGAUAUUCAUCAGACAGUACGAGACCAGUUAUAUUGGAAUAACAUCCAAAGACCGAGAUUAACGUCCUGUUUCACGAUAAGAAUUUAAUUUUAAUACGGGAACAACGUUUUAAAACUUUUUCUAAAACUUUUUUAUAACUUUAUUUUUUGUGCUGCUGUGACUGCUGGAGUUAUUAUUACAUAUGGUGUGAAUAAUAGUCAAGACAACUCUCUGGACAUUGCAAUACGUGGUGAAGGUGUCCUUUUUUUGUGUGUGUACUGUAUGUAUUAAUUUGUAAACUGGAAAACAGAGACAUUCUUCUGCUGGACUGAGAGGAAAUUGUUUUUGGAUAACUCCGCAGAUUAAUUUAUAAAGUCAAGAUUUUAACAAAAGUCUAAAAAAAGGACCUUUAUUUUGACACCUGUUAUUAAGGACAGUGGGUUAGUAUGUUUUAAUAAAAUUAAAACACUGACAAUGCAAGUGACAGGAAAAUCUGAGUAAGUGUGUGGAAUAACUGGUUUGGAGUAAAACGAUUCUUUAAAAAAAAAAAAAAAGCUUAUUCCAAAAAAACGACAUUGAUCAACCAAACUGAAACGCGCAAUAUCCACGAGAGAAUCCACAAGAAGAGACGUAUCUUUCUUUUAAAUGUUUUUAAAUCUUCACAUGAGCCUUCCCAACAGGUGCAGCAUAUGUGCGCUACCCGGGACCAUCACAAUCCUAAUAAUCGCUAUUUCACGGUGAUUUUAUACGUCUUAACCCGAGACAGACAACAAGGCGAAGAGAAUUUGUCACAGAAAUUCAACAUUAAGAGCACACACACAUACACACACUUCACGGUGCCUCUUCCACUACUGAAGCGUUGACAGCUCUUCUCUGGAUCAAUAACCGCUGCAGACAAUAUGCAAAAAAACACGUUUAAGUUAAGAUCUUCGAUUCAGGGGGGAAUGGACCUCAGGCUGACCCAAGGCCAGUUCACCAUGACGGGGAUCCACUUGCUACUGGCAAUCGCUCUCAUCUCCUGCACUUCCCAGCUCUUCGUGGAUUCAAACUCGUGGUGGUCUUUAGCAAUGAACCCCAUUCAGAGACCCGAGAUGUACAUCAUAGGAGCGCAGCCUCUGUGCAGUCAGCUCGCGGGACUGUCGCAGGGCCAGCGGAAGCUGUGCCAGCUGUACCAGGAUCACAUGGUAUACAUCGGCGAAGGGGCCAAGACGGGCAUCAAGGAGUGUCAGUUUCAAUUCAGACAGAGGCGGUGGAACUGCAGCACCGUGGACAACACUUCGGUCUUUGGACGGGUCAUGCAAAUAAGCAGCAGAGAAACGGCCUUCACCUACGCAGUGAGUGCGGCGGGUGUGGUGAAUGCCAUCAGCAGGGCCUGCAGGGAGGGGGAGCUGUCCACCUGUGGCUGCAGCCGGGCCGCGCGCCCCAAGGACCUCCCCCGGGACUGGCUGUGGGGGGGCUGCGGGGACAACGUGGACUAUGGGUACCGCUUCGCCAAGGAGUUUGUGGACGCCCGUGAGAGGGAGAAGAAUUACCCCAAGGGCUCGGAGGAGCACGCACGCACCCUCAUGAACCUGCAGAACAACGAGGCUGGAAGACAGGCGGUGUACAACAUGGCGAAUGUGGCUUGCAAGUGCCACGGCGUAUCGGGCUCCUGCAGCCUCAAGACCUGCUGGCUCCAGCUGGCCGACUUCCGCAAGGUGGGCGAGUUCCUCAAGGAGAAGUACGACAGCGCGGCUGCCAUGAGGAUCAACCGCAAAGGCAAGCUGGAGCUGGUAAACCAGCGCUUCAACCCGCCCACCCCUGAGGACCUGGCGUACAUGGACCAGAGCCCGGACUACUGCCUCCGCAACGAGAGCACCGGCUCGCUGGGCACCGAGGGUCGUCUCUGCAACAAGACCUCCGAGGGGAUGGACGGCUGUGAGCUCAUGUGCUGUGGGCGGGGCUACGACCAGUUCAAGACUUACCAGUACGAGCGCUGCCACUGCAAGUUCCACUGGUGCUGCUACGUCAAGUGCAAACGCUGCACUCAGAUUGUGGAUCAGUUUGUCUGUAAAUAGAACCCAGAGAUUGAUUGAGGAAACCAAGUAAUAAAAAAAAACACACACACACAUAAAAAAAUAAUAAAUAAAUAGAAGAUAAUAAUAAUUUAAUAAGAAAAAAAAACUACUUAUUUUUGUAUACGGUGUCAAAACCCCACAACACAGCCCCUCUAUCCAGGAAGCAAUGCUCUCCAUAAACCAGCUUACUGAAAUAUCCACUAUGGGUUAUUGGCGGAAACUAAUUUCUCACCUCAGAAGCCUUCCCUUGCAUUAAAUCAAGUUUUGAGUCCAGUGUACUGGAUGGGUGCGUUUGAUCAAAUCCCCAGAAGCCAAACACAAAUCAGUAAUACCAUCUUAUUGAGGAAUGUGACUUUAGUAUAAGCCUCAUCACACCCACAAAGUCUCAAGUUUGGAAUACCCCAUAGCUGGCUGUGUGACUCGUAUGAGACUUUUGGUCUGUUUGCAGUCUUCCUUGGCUCGCUCCCCUUCCAAGCUCUUUCCAGUUGCCCCUUGUUGUUCACCCUGGAAACAGCGUGUGGUGUCUGAAAUCACUUCAAUUUAGAAUUAUUUUUUAUUUCACUCGAACAUAGAAUGGCAUCCUCAACCAAAGCACAAGGCCCCCGGGUGGCUGAACUUGUGCCUCAAAAUAUUCUCAGUGAAGACUGAACUGAAAGACGUGGAUAUGAUUACACUGUUGAAAAACACUCACAAGAAAGGACGGUCGUCAUAAAAAAACUGUGCAGACGUUUAUGUAGCAAACCUGAGGACACAAAGUUGUUGUGGAGGUUAAAUUGGGAGCAAACUAGCUGUAACUGUAAUGAGAAUAUGGAUGGACUGCAAGCUCUUGAAGCAUUUUAAAAAAGAGCACUACAGAAAUAUGCAAUAAUAUUACAGACCAUGCUCAAUAUGUGGUGCUGUCUGUUUCACAGUUUACCAGAACCUACAACCAAAUGGUAGCUUUAAGCAGUAUAUUUUUCUCAAUUGAAUUACUGUGUUCAGAUUUGUUGUGACUUAUAAAACAAACAGCCACGUCUCCAGGAAAGGACAAAGAAAAAAAAAAAAAAAAACAACCAAUCCAUAAUCUUGGUGUUUUUUCCUUUCCAUCAUUGGGGCAGUGACGUUAACAUAGCAAUUAAACAAGGCCCAUGAUCCCCCUACCAGUCAGAGAGGGGACUAGAGACACAGAUGGGAAUUUACAACAGUCUUUUGUAAGAGGCUGGGCCACAAGAAGGUGUAAAGGAAUCCUUGAGCAAAUUUUAGAGUCUCAUUGUGAGGGUGCAAAACAGUGGGCAAAUCUGCAACCAAGGGGCCAUUCUAGUCGAUUCCAUUCUAGUCCAGUUUUUGGUCCAGUCAGAACCCAAAUAUAUACAUGUAUAUGUAUAGCCCAUAUGAUUCCUAAUGUGCAUUGGACAUGUAUUGCAGACUGUGUAACACCUGUGUGUCUGUGAGUGCUGUGGAAAGCCUGAUGGAAUAUUUCUGGGGCCGGCUGGAAUGGGUGAUUGGCAUCAGGUUCAGGCAUCCAUGCAUGAUGUUGUACAGACGUCCUGCAGGGAGAUGGGACUAAAGGAAGGGUUCUUAGGGCGGUACAGCACUUCUGUUCCAGUUCCAAUUAUCUGAAACCUGGACACAGAUGAAUGGCACUCCUCACAAUAGCAGGGCACCAAUGUAGCCUCAAGAGAAUGUCACUGAGGUAACUUAUCCAUCUUAGACUCCAUACUGCCUCUAUAGGUGGAUUUAACACACUGCAAGCAAGGCAUGCAGUAGGAGAGAGCAAACAGACUAUCCUUUACAAGGCAUGCAAGCAGCAGAACCUCCCAGAACUUCUUAGCCCAGUCCCAUAGCAACAUAAUGAAACUAUGCAUUUACAGUGUGGUUUUUGUAUAUGUGAAAACUUUAGGGGUGAAAUCUAAAUAAAGAGAGAGCGAGCGAGAGAGAGAGAGAGAGAGAGAGAGACAAGGACACAAAGCAUUGGUAGAAGAGAAUAUUUCACUUAUUAAAAAUAAUUAAGAACUGCUUUAUUAAUGGCUUUUAUAUCAUAUAUGUAUUAUUGUUUUUCUUCUUGUUUUUUUUGUUGUUUUAAACCAGAUGUUUUUAAGUGCACUCUUUUGGGCUACUCUGUCCACCCAGGCCCCUGUCUGGUUUUGUCAUUUUUCUCUUGAGAAGAGCAGCUCAGCUUUAACACGGGGCAGGAUGGUGGUACGCAGGACCAAGCCUUUGUUUGAUGACUAUUUAUUUAAAGAGAAGGCCCUGCCUGCCAUCAAACUGACUCUCUCCCGCCAAUAAUAAUCCCCUCACCCCUUCCCUACACACACACACUCUCCCAUCCCAGCUACAGACACACACACAGACUGGGACAAAGUACUUUUAUAUUUUCUUGCAAUUGUAAAUAUCCUUUGUAACCUAACACAUGUAAUGCAGACUAUACAACAAAUACAACAUUUAUUUUGUAACCUAAAACAACAGCUGUCUGAUAAGUAUAUAUACUUAAUAUGUAUUUCUGUUUUUUUCUCAACCCAUUAACAUUAAAAAACAAACAAAAAAAACAAACAUAAUAAUGAACAAGUCCUUUCUUUGUGUUCUUAUCGAUACAACUGCCUGUCUGUACUUGAGAGAGACCCAGGACUGAAUGGCAGGCAGAGUCAGGAUUGAGUGUUCAUGGCUCCCUCUAACCGAGUUGACAGUGUAGUUCUUGCACGCCCUUUGUUGUGUCUGCGAGCGAAGCAGAGUGCAAGGGAACGUACACUCUGAUUAGAGGCAGCCACUGAACCCUUGGAAACAUAUUCCACGUCAUUCAGUGUUAGUAAAAGAGAUCUAAAAGCUGAUAUUAACGGAUUUAAUGUUGUUUAUAAUCAACCUGCUGUGGUGUGAAGGUUUAGAAUGCUUUGUCAUUGACAUUCUGAGUGUGAGAUCAGCACAAUCUUAAGUGCAGCUACUGCUAAUAAGUUCCAGUGGUGACGUGACUUAAAUUAUAUGUGUAAUAAGCUAAACCGAUUGGGAAAAAUAAUUGAUAGCAGCUAGUCAAUGACACAUGUAACACAUAUAUACAAUAAUAGUAACCAGAUAACAAACAACAAACUGAACUUCCUUAUUUACACCUGCUGUUCUUACUAUUAAUACACAAGGAUUGGUGUCUUACAAACCGGAAAGCCCUCAUUGAAGGAUUAAAAGAUUACCACUGUUUACUGCACAGGACCUUGAUUCAACAAUGACCUUAUUGCUCAGGUUGCUGGCACCUGACCAUUUAAGCGACAGAUCUUCCCAGGCCGUUCUGAAGGACAGAAUACACAGUGCUAACUUUGCAGAGCAGUAAUACACACGAGCACCACAACCAGUACAGGAAACUCGCUCAGCUAGACUAACAGAUAGUGGGCACACUUCCCUGUAAUGACAUGGAGGGACAACCAGCAGCAGCUGUUGCCAUUGUCUGUGCAUCAAAUUGCAUUGAUAUUGAGUCUGUGCAGGGAUAUAAAAGUCGGUAGUUGAUUUGUGUGGUACACUUAGCAUCUGAACAGCUUCUGAGUUAACUGAAUGGCAGUCUUCAUUUACCAUGUGUUUGGGGUUUUCAAUGAGGAAAUAAAAAACUGGACUGUACAAUUGUUAUUGUAUUUAAUAAAACAGCAUAACGGGCCUUUUAACCAGCACUACAGUUUCU
This is a messenger RNA of Acipenser ruthenus (sterlet), 5749 nucleotides long. Its product is annotated as protein Wnt-5b. The transcript is spliced from 5 exons. The record is from RefSeq and is a predicted model, not a curated record. NCBI's taxonomy places the organism in Eukaryota, Metazoa, Chordata, Actinopteri, Acipenseriformes, Acipenseridae. Bases 958 to 2115 code for a protein of 385 amino acids. Gene Ontology annotation, biological process: multicellular organism development; neuron differentiation; cell fate commitment. Gene Ontology annotation, molecular function: cytokine activity; frizzled binding. Gene Ontology annotation, cellular component: extracellular region.